Ichthyophthirius multifiliis is the source of this 339-nucleotide messenger RNA. RefSeq lists its product as hypothetical. Gene Ontology annotation, cellular component: ribosome; cytosolic large ribosomal subunit. Gene Ontology annotation, molecular function: structural constituent of ribosome. The record is from RefSeq and is a predicted model, not a curated record. The transcript has a single exon. Gene Ontology annotation, biological process: cytoplasmic translation. Lineage: Eukaryota; Ciliophora; Oligohymenophorea; Hymenostomatida.
AUGGCAAAAGGUCAAGUUCAAGAAAAAUCUGUAGACGCAACUGUUAAUUUACACAAAAAAUGUCACAAGAUCUCUUUCAAAAAGAAAGCUCCUAGAGCAAUUAAAGAAAUCGUUGCUUUUGCUACCAAAACUAUGGGAACAAAAGAUGUUAGAGUUGAUACUGCACUCAAUAAAUAUGUAUGGAGCAACGGUAUAAGAAAUAUCCCAAGAAGAGUUAGAGUAAGACUUUCUAGAAAAAAAAAUGAAGAAGAAGGAGCAAAAUCAGAAUUUUAUACUUUAGUAUAACACCUUGAAGUCGAAACUUACAAAGGACUUUAAACUGAAAAAUCAAAAUAAUGA